Molecule: messenger RNA, 3131 nt
Organism: Trematomus bernacchii (emerald rockcod)
Lineage: Eukaryota; Metazoa; Chordata; Actinopteri; Perciformes; Nototheniidae
Product: midasin
Exons: 5
Coding region: 438-2966 (842 amino acids)
Source: RefSeq, a predicted model, not a curated record
UGGAGGAGGUGGAGGAGGUGGAGGAGGAGCAGAAGAGCACAUUGGAUGAGGGGGAUGUCAAGGAAGAAAGUGUGAGUGAGGCUACAAACAACCAGACGAUAGAUGAAGCAUCGGAGGAGGAAGACAACAUCAAAACAGAUACGGAAGACCGUCAAGAAGCAGAUAUAUUAGCUGAAUGUGUUACAUGCAGCGAAGAAGAUGAGCAGAAUGAUAAAACAGAGCUACAAGCAGCUGAAUUCACAUAUGGAGAACAGGAGGAUGAGGCGAAGGAUACUGAAGUGCAAACCAAAACAAAAGAGACAGAUGUUGACAAGACAGAAAGCCAUGUGGUCGAUGAAAAAUCUGAUGUGACAACAACCAACUUUUCAGUAGAUUGUGAUAAAGAUCAAGUAGAGAAGGAGAGGCUCUCAAGGGAAGUAGUCCACGAGGAAAGUUACAUGGAAAUAGCAUGUACAACCACCUCAGUUACGGUAAGACCUGAAGGCGAGACUGGAGAGGAAAUGAGCGCAGAGUGUAAGGAUAUUCCUCUGGGGAUAUGUGAAGGCCAGCUUGUUGUGUCGCAGGAGCUAAACUCUCCGACACGUGAGGAAACACAAGAGGGAGUUCCUGACUACAACAAUAAGCCAGAUGAAAACACAACACAAAGGUUCCUGGAAGAAGGGGAUUUUGAGGAAAUCCUGGGCAGCCAAUUACAAGAAGAGGUGGAGGGCAAAGAGUCGGAGAGCCUUCAAAACAGUGGCUCCAGCACCGGAGCUGACUAUUUACUGGAGAGGGAGCGAAGGGAAGAAGGAGAAGAAAGCACGAGAGAUAUUGAGAACAGCUUUGACGACAGGCCAACAGAAGAUACGGAGAAACAACUUCUUGAAGCAGUGAUUCAAGAGUCAGGACAUUUCUUUGAAGAAGAGGAAAAGGAAUUACUGUUGGUCUCAAUGAAGUCGAGGAUCGUACACUCAGAAAAGGAGCUUGAGUCCCACAUCAGCCUAACAGACGAGACGGAUAAGGCGGCAGAAGAGCCACAAGAUGGGACUGAAGAUCUUUUGGUUGAAUUUGACAUAGAAAAAGGGUCAUUUGAUUACAAAUUAUCUGAUCAAGUUGGCAGUGAGGCGAGGGAAGCUGUCACAGCAGAGGAAGUGCUCUGGUCCACUGAUGAAACUUUCCUCGAGUCUGAAAUAGAGACAAGCUUCUUCCAGGAAUCUGUAGAUGCCCGAAACUCGAAGCAAAACAAAAACAUGACUCCUAGUUUUUUAGAUAACGUGACUGACUUUGAAGAUAUUGGGCAUAAAAUACUUGUAGAUGUAGAAAUGCACGAUGCAGGGAUAGAUGUGGAAGAAAUGGGUUAUGGAAUCGAACAAGAGGUGGAAGAAGAUGUAAUGCAGAACAAUAGUGAGUUGGAGAUUGUACAUCAGAAGGUAGAGGGGAUUGCAGAAUCUGAAUUGGAGAUGAGAAAUCAGCUAUCAGAUGAAGCACUUAAGAUAACAAAGGAGGAGAUGUUGACUCAAGAGGCCGGGGAAUCAAAGACAGCUGAGUCUAAACCAAAAGAUAUGAGUGUGUUAUCAACAGAAGAAGUGGCUGAGCAUGUGACAGAAUCAGAAGGGAGUUAUGAUGAAGAAACAGUCUGCUCAACGAGUGGACGUCAGGAUGUGAUCGAUGAAGAAAUCCUUGAUUGGUCGAUACAAACGGCUUUGUCAGAGGUCACAGAAGGCAUAAAACAACAAGACGAACCAGAGCCCAGACAUCAAAUUGAGCCGUCCAAUGAGGAACAAGAUGAAAUAUCAUCAGUUCAGACAGAGAAUGAUAAAGAGCAGCUUGUGGCGUCAAAUUUAAAGGAAUCUGAAUUAGUGAGUGACACAGAAACGUCUUCAUCAACAGUAGAGUCUGGAUUUGUAGACCAGUCUCUCAGUGAAGGGGGGGGAACUCAGCUGCUGAAAUCAACUAGUGCUGGGUCAUUUCAGGGCAUAUACGGCAUGUUGGUUAAUCUGUCAGAAUCAGCAGACUUCGCUGAAUUGUCAACACAACAACUUGAUAUAUUGAUGGAGGAAACCGCUGAGACAGGGCGAUCAUAUCUGAAAGAAAAGAAAUCAGUCACUGAGACAGGAUUUCAGCCGGAUGCAGGAGUCCCGUCACCAGACGCUGGACAUCUAUAUCAGGAGUCCGAUAAAGCACAAGAAAAAUCAGAUGAUGAAAGAGCUAUAUCAGGGGAGGCUGAAACGGUAUCACAGACAGAGAUUGAGGCUGAGGUAACUGACUGGAAAGACACAAAAGAGGCAGACCCUCUAUUCAAAGAGGAGAAACCAGAAACUGAAGAUGAGCCUCUUCAGAGACCUGUCUCUCCAGAUAAAAUUAAACAUAUUGAAUCCGGACCACCCCAAAGUGGCUCAGAGGCUUCUUCUUCAGGGGCUGAAAUAGUGAUGACAGAAUCUGGUUCACAAGGCGACGCCUGCACCGAACCACCACUUCGAUGGUCAGAGGUUGAAGCUGAAUCAUUACCUGGGCCAAAUGAAGUGGAGGUGGAGGAACAGCUGAUGGCAGAGUAUGAAGACCUGUUGGAGGUGGACUCCGCUGCGCUUGACUUUACUGUGCAAAGGUCAAGAAUUGCUGUUAAAGACCCUCGUGUAAGGCCGCCCAAAGACCCCCGCUCCCUCCUGCAGAUGCCCUCAGUGGAUCCCACACCGUCUCCACGUCUGCCAGCCAAAGUCCCUGCAGGAGUGCCUUUAGGAGGCAUGGGCAUGGGAAUAAAACUGCCUGGGUUUGGGGCAGGGUUUCCUGUUUUGAAAAAGACACAACGGGUGGAGAGGGAUGAAAAUAGCCCAGACACCGUCUCUCAGGAGCCGGAGGAGAAGAGUGACACUCCCAAACAAGAUGAGGCACAACAGAAACCUAAAUGGAUGCCACCAAGACAUCCGGGAUUCGGAAACCCACUGAUGUCCGAGCUGAAGACCAAACUGAAAAAAAACACGAAAGAAUGACAUGUGGAUGAAUUGUAAUGCUUUAUAUGAAUGUUUGGAUAUAAUAUACAAAUUGCUUUAUUUUGUAUGUAUUUAUGAAACUCAAUGCAGUGAUGAAAUGUUCAUCACAUUCAUUAUGUGCCUUAUUUUUUGUAUGUUUUGUAAUAAAGCUUAUCUGAAAAAAGA